Molecule: messenger RNA, 4296 nt
Organism: Camelus dromedarius (Arabian camel)
Lineage: Eukaryota; Metazoa; Chordata; Mammalia; Artiodactyla; Camelidae
Gene: CARD11
Product: caspase recruitment domain family member 11
Exons: 25
Coding region: 362-3826 (1154 amino acids)
Biological process (GO): regulation of apoptotic process; positive regulation of canonical NF-kappaB signal transduction
Cellular component (GO): cytoplasm
Molecular function (GO): CARD domain binding
Source: RefSeq, a predicted model, not a curated record
CCUCCCCCUUCCAGCCUAUGACACACUUUCUCUCCUUUUUUCUCUCUUUUGCCUCCUCUGGCCUCCGGACUCCUGCCCGGGUGGCGCGCAGCCCCCUCCCGGCCCUGCAGCCGCUGGGCGGGCGGCGCCCCUCGGACGGUCCGGGCGGCGGGGACCGAGGGCUGGGGCUUCGGACGGGAGCCGGUGGCCUGCGCGGAGGAGGCGCCCGCGGCUGGCGGAGCAUGAGCGGCCCAGACCCUGGCCAUCACGACUCCACAUCCAGAAGGAGACUGGCUCAGGGAAGGACCAGCCCCAGCCAGAAGGAGUAGAAGUCAGAGCUCAGGAGCAGGAGGGCAGCUGCUGUCUGCUGAGCACCGACCACAUGCCAGGAGGAGCGCCAGAGAUGGACGACUACACGGAGACGCUGAAGGAUGAGGAGGACGCCUUGUGGGAGAAUGUGGAGUGUAACCGCCACAUGCUGAGUCGCUACAUCAACCCAGCCAAGCUCACCCCCUACCUGCGCCAGUGCAAGGUCAUCGAUGAGCAAGAUGAAGAUGAAGUGCUUAACGCUCCCAUGCUGCCGUCCAAGAUCAACCGGGCAGGCCGACUCUUGGACAUCCUGCACACCAAGGGGCAAAGGGGCUAUGUGGUCUUCCUGGAGAGCCUGGAGUUUUACUACCCAGAACUGUACAAGCUGGUGACCGGGAAGGAGCCCACUCGGAGGUUCUCCACCAUUGUGGUGGAGGAGGGCCACGAGGGCCUCACGCACUUCCUGAUGAACGAGGUCAUCAAGCUGCAGCAGCAGAUGAAGGCCAAGGACAUGCAGCGGUGCGAGCUGCUGGCCAAGUCGCGGCAGCUGGAGGACGAGAAGAAGCAGCUGACGCUGAUGCGGGUGGAGCUGCUGACCUUCCAGGAGCGGUACUACAAGAUGAAGGAGGAGCGGGACAGCUACAACGACGAGCUGGUCAAGGUGAAGGACGACAACUACAACCUGGCCAUGCGCUACGCCCAGCUCAGCGAGGAGAAAAACAUGGCGGUCAUGCGGAGCCGGGACCUCCAGCUCGAGAUCGACCAGCUCAAGCAUCGGUUGAAUAAGAUGGAGGAGGAAUGCAAGCUUGAGAGGAAUCAGUCGCUGAAACUGAAGAAUGACAUCGAGAAUCGGCCCAAGAAGGAGCAGGUUCUGGAACUGGAGCGGGAGAACGAGAUGCUGAAGACCAAAAUCCAGGAGCUGCAGUCCAUCAUCCAGGCUGGGAAGCGCAGCCUGCCGGACUCUGACAAGGCCAUCCUGGACAUCCUGGAGCAUGACCGCAAGGAGGCCCUGGAGGACCGACAGGAGCUGGUCAACAAGAUCUACAACCUGCAGGAGGAGGCCCGCCAGGCGGAGGAGCUGCGAGAUAAGUACCUGGAGGAGAAGGAGGACCUGGAGCUGAAGUGCUCGACCCUCGGGAAGGACUGCGAGAUGUACAAGCACCGCAUGAACACGGUCAUGCUGCAACUGGAGGAGGUGGAGCGGGAGCGCGACCAGGCCUUCCAUUCCCGGGACGAAGCCCAGACCCAGUACUCGCAGUGCCUGAUCGAGAAGGACAAGUACAGGAAGCAGAUCCGCGAGCUGGAGGAGAAGAACGACGAGAUGAGGAUUGAGAUGGUCCGGCGGGAGGCCUGCAUCGUGAACCUGGAAAGCAAGCUGCGGCGCCUCUCCAGGGACAGCGGCAGCCUGGACCAGAGUCUGCCCAGGAACCUACCAGUGACCAUCAUCUCUCAGAACUUUGGGGACAGCAGCCCCAGGACCAACGGUCAGGAGGCUGACGAUUCUUCAACCUCAGAGGAGUCACCGGAGGACAGCCGAUACUUCCUGCCCUACCACCCCCCCAAGCGCAGAAUGAACCUGAAAGGCAUCCAGCUGCAGAGAGCCAAAUCCCCCAUCAGCCUGAAGCGAGCAUCAGAUUUUCAAGGGAGGGGACAUGAAGAGGACGGCAUGGACGUCAGCCCCAGUUCCUCCAGGUCCCUGCCUGUCACCAACUCCUUCUCCAAGAUGCAGCCGCACAGGAGCCGUUCCAGUAUCAUGUCAAUCACCGCCGAGCCCCCAGGGAACGACUCCAUCGUCAGACGCUAUAAGGAAGAUGCGCCGCAUCGGAGCACAGUUGAAGAAGACAACGACAGCGGUGGGUUCGACGCCUUAGACCUUGACGAUGACAGUCAUGAGCGGUGCUCCUUCGGACCCCCCUCCAUCCACUCCUCCUCCUCCUCUCACCAGUCCGAGAGCCUGGACGCCUAUGACCUGGAGCAGGUCAACCUCAUGUUUAGAAAGUUCUCUCUGGAAAGACCCUUCCGGCCGUCGGUCACGUCCGUGGGGCACGUGCGGGGCCCGGGGCCCUCGGUGCAGCACACCACGCUGAGCGGUGACAGCCUCAUCUCCCAGCUCACCCUGCUCGGGGGCAACGCGAGCGGCACCUUCGUCCACUCUGUCAAGCCGGGCUCCCUGGCCGAGAAGGCCGGCCUCCACGAGGGCCACCAGCUGCUGCUGCUAGAAGGCUGCAUCAGAGGCGAGAGGCAGAGCAUCCCCUUGGAUACGUGCACGAAGGAGGAGGCGCACUGGACCAUCCAGAGAUGCAGUGGCCCCGUCACCCUGCACUACAAGGUCAACCAGGAAGGGUACCAGAAGCUGCUGAAGGACAUGGAGGAGGGCCUGAUCACGUCGGGGGACUCCUUCUACAUCCGGCUGAACCUGAACAUCUCCAGCCAGCUGGACGCCUGCUCCAUGUCCCUGAAGUGUGAUGACGUCGUGCACGUCCGUGACACCAUGUACCAGGACCGGCCCGAGUGGCUGUGCGCACGGGUCGACCCCUUCUCGGACCACGACCUGGACGUGGGCACCAUCCCCAGCUACAGCCGAGCCCAGCAGCUCCUCCUGGUCAAACUGCAGCGCCUGAUGCACAGGGGCAGCCGGGAGGAGGCAGACACGGCCCACCACACCCUGAGGACCCUCCGGAACACCCUGCAGCCAGAAGACCCGCUUCCCACCACGGACCCCAGAGUCAGUCCCCGCCUGUCGCGAGCAAGCUUCCUUUUCGGCCAGCUCCUGCAGUUCGUCAGCAGGUCUGAGAACAAGUACAAGCGGAUGAACAGCCACGAGCGCGUGCGCAUCGUCUCGGGGGGCCCGCUGGGGAGCCUGGCCCGGUCCUCACUGGACACCUCCAAGCUCCUGACCGAGAAGCAGGAAGAGCUGGACCCGGAGAGCGAGCUCGGCAGGAACCUCAGCCUGAUCCCCUACAGCCUGGUGCGCGCCUUCUACUGCGAGCGCCGCCGGCCCGUCCUCUUCACGCCCACCAUGCUGGCCAAGGCACUGGUCCAGAAGCUGCUCAACUCGGGGGGCGCGAUGGAGUUCACCAUGUGCAAGCCAGAUGUCGUCACGAAAGACGAGUUCCUCAGAAAGCAGAAGACAGAGACCAUCAUCUUCUCCCGGGAGAAGAACCCCAACGCCUUUGAGUGCGUCGUCCCUGCCCACAUCAAGGCCGUGGCGGACAAGAACAAGCACUGUCUGCUGGAAGCCGGGAUCAGCUGCACCAGAGACCUGAUCAAGUCCCAGAUCUACCCCAUCGUGCUCUUCAUCCGGGUGUCAGAGAAGAACAUCAAGAAGUUCAGGAAGAUGCUGACGCGGCCCGAGACGGAGGAGGAGUUCCUGCGCCUGUGCCGGCUGAAGGAGAGGGAGCUGGAGGCCCUGCCGUGCCUGUACGCCACGGUGGAGGUGGACAUGUGGGGCAACGUGGAGGAGCUGCUGCGCGUCCUCAAGGACAAGAUCUGCGAGGAGCAGCGCAAGACCGUGUGGGUGGACGAGGACCAGCUGUGAGGCGGGCGCCGCUGAGUCUGAGCGGGACUCGGCCGGGGUGUCCAGACCCCACCGGGCGAUGCUGUGGCGAGCCGGGGUACCCUGCUGCGUAGACGGCCGAGGGGCUCCGUCCUCCCUGGUGACGGAGCCCCCACCCAGGAAGCGCUGGGGGCACGUGCAGCUCGGCAAGGAGCAGGGAGUGGUCUUCGCCACCGGGGGCUGACCUGCUGAGCAGGCCAGCCCGGCCGGCGGGAGGAGGGAGGCAGGACCCCAUGAAGGACACAGAGCCAGGUCUGAGGUCAGCGGCCCCAGGAACCUGGGGCAGCAAUUGAAUGUAACGCAUGGGACAGGUGUGCUGCCCGUGGGGCGGGGACCCUGAAAGCCAGGGGUCUGCCCGCCCGCGGGACGCAAUGCACAUUCACACGCAGAAGGGGACAUGUGCCAUGCUACUAUUUUUCUUGCAUUAAAAUUUCUCUAUUUCCUUGUUUUCA